Molecule: messenger RNA, 633 nt
Organism: Acipenser ruthenus (sterlet)
Lineage: Eukaryota; Metazoa; Chordata; Actinopteri; Acipenseriformes; Acipenseridae
Gene: ftr55
Product: finTRIM family, member 55
Exons: 4
Coding region: 1-633 (210 amino acids)
Source: RefSeq, a predicted model, not a curated record
AUGCUUUUCUCAAAGGCAGCAAUCCUCAAUGGGACUGUGUCCCUGUGUGUUUGUACACAGGAGCAGCUGGAGGAGAGGCGGGCAGAAAUCCACAAGAGAAUCCAGGAGAGACUGAAGGAUCUGGAGGAGCUGAAACAGGCUGUGGAGUCACUCAAGAGUUCAGCGUGCAGAGAAAGGGAGGAAAGCCAUCUGAUUUUCACCCAGCUGAUCCGCUCCAUUCAGCAGAAACAAGCAGAAGUGACAGCGCUGAUCACAGCGAAAGAGAAGGCUGCCGUGAGUCAGGCUGAAGAGCGCAUGGAACAAGUGGAGCAGGAAAUCACUGAGCUGAAGAGGAGAGAUGCUGAGAUGGAGCAGCUUUCAAAGACAGAGGAUCACAUCCAUUUUCUACAGAAUUGCCAGUCUCUCUGUGCCCCUCCUGAAUCUGGCUACUUACCCAGCGUUACUGUCAAUACAGAUGUCACUUUUGAGGCUGUGAGGAAAGCUGUGUCUGAACUUAAAGGCAAACUGGAGGACAUCUGGAAGAGAGAGUUUGAGAGAAUCACUGAAAAAGUGAAUGAAGUUUGUCUGUGGGAACCAAAGAACAGAGCUGAGCUUUUACAAUGUAAGUCUGUUUUUACUGGAGCAUUUCAUUGA